GGAGGUUUGCAGUUUGGAUUGCCCAAAACGACUUCAAGGAUGAAUGAGAUGAAAGUAGCUGUUUUGGGCAGCGAAGGGACAGGCAAAUCUGCCCUUACAGUGCGUUUUCUAACCAGGCGUUUCAUUGGAGAAUAUGCCUCUGAUUCUGAGUGCAUCUACACAAAACAUAUGUGUCUGGAUGGAAAACAAAUUAACCUGGAAAUAUAUGAUCCUUGCUCACAACCUCGGCAAGGAAAGCUGUCCCUCACAGAUGAGCUCCACUGGGCAGACGGCUUCGUCGUUGUCUACGACAUCAGUAACAGAACCUCCUUCACUUUUGCAAAAGCGCUGCUGUACAGGAUACGCGAGUGUCACGCGGGAGCUUGCAAAAGAGCAUCUGAGUCUACCGUCAUUUUGGUUGGGAACAAGCAAGAUCUGUGCCACAUGCGAGAAAUUGGCUGGGAUGAAGGACAAAAGUUGGCCCUGGAUUACAAAUGCCAAUUCUGUGAACUGUCUGCGGCAGAACACUGUCAGGAAGUGGCGGCCAUGUUCACCAAAGUCCUGAAGAACGUCACCACUAGUUCCAAAGGGAAGGAGAAGAGACGGCCCAGUGGGUCAAAAUCCAUGGCCAAAUUGAUCAACAACAUGUUUGGGAAGAGGAGGAAGUCUGUUUAGUGGCAAGUCCAAUGGCCACAUUCUGAGCAGAAAGAAGAUGCACAAAAAAAGGGACCUAAGCCACAUGGAGCCUGCACCAACGUAUUUGUUCUUGAAGAACUCAAGUUUGAAAGGAAGCCAUAGAACAAGAUUGAAUUAUUCACAGAUUUCUCAUUCAAGGUCUUGUUGAUUGAUGAGCCUCAAGGAAAGGUGAACUUCCUCCAAUGAAAAGUGUUGCACCUGAGUUGACAUCAGGCAUUGCUAAUUCUGUCUGUGGUGAUGAAUUCAUGUGGGAGGAUCCACAUGUGCAGGUUUUGCUAUCACAGCCAAUGGGUAGACAACCUGGCUGCCUUAAUCCACCUAAAUUUACCCAUGACUAC
Molecule: messenger RNA, 1013 nt
Organism: Elgaria multicarinata webbii
Lineage: Eukaryota; Metazoa; Chordata; Lepidosauria; Squamata; Anguidae
Gene: RERGL
Product: RERG like
Exons: 5
Coding region: 40-654 (204 amino acids)
Molecular function (GO): GTP binding; GTPase activity
Source: RefSeq, a predicted model, not a curated record